This is a messenger RNA of Prorocentrum cordatum, 1439 nucleotides long. The record is from the annotation of a GenBank genome assembly. Lineage: Eukaryota; Dinophyceae; Prorocentrales; Prorocentraceae.
GCCAGCGCCUCGGGGAUCCGUGAGAUUGCCCGCGCGGGUUUCCACGCUGGCGCGUCCUGGGCGCUGCUGCCCAGCGGGCCGGUGUGCGACGCGCUCGCCGACGCGCUCGUCGGGGCGCUGCGCGAGGCGGUGGAGGGCUGUGUCGGCUGGGGAGCCGCGAUAGGGCUGGUGCUGCUCUCGCUGCUCGCGGGGUUCGGCCUCGGGGACGACCUCUGGCACGAGCGGAUCCUGCUGUACCCAGCAGCCAGUGAGACGGCAGGCGCCGGGCUCCCAGGAGCCUGCUGGGUGGUGUACACCCCCGACCAUGACAUGUACAUCGAGGAACUCGAGGGAGGCUCGCCCAACGACAGCCCCGUCGAGUGGCUGGAGAUGCCGCGCGACCUGCGGCUGCCCAGCGGGCUUGGGCGGGCGUAUCGCUUCGAGGAGUCGCCGACGGAGGAGGUGAUGAAGGGCCUCUACCGUCGGGCCUUCUCGGCCGCCCAGGCCGAUGCGGAGGCGCGCGGGGUGUUUCUGGAGGCGCCGGUGGCGGUGCGAACGGCUGCAGGGCGAGACGUGGCAGUGCAGGAGGCGCUCGGGGCCAACUUCUUUGGUGGCCGACGGAUGACGGGCAAGAGACCGCCUCUGGGGCUGGACUUCGGAGGAGACCUCGGAGGCCACGCUGGACCGGCAGCUGCGGCCGCGGAGGGCAUCGGCGACAGCGGCGCCCCUGGGCCUGCGGUUGAGGGCACCAGCACGCCACGCUCGAGCGGCCGUGUCUGGCGAGCAGCCGAGGCCGACGAGCGUUGCCGCAUCGCGCUGGGGGACGAGUUGGGGCCUCCUGCGCACUCGCCCGGGCGAGCCGUGGUGGUGCACCUGACGGGGCUCGACCAGGACUCUUUCGUGAUGAGCCUGCGCGGAGGCCGUGAGUGGCGCGAGGUCGUGGACGCCUGUGAGGAGGAGCCCUUCGGUGACUUCCCAGUGGCAGGGCCCCGGUCAGCCUGGCGGUGCUUGGAUUUCUUGCGGCGGCGGCACACCCCCACGGAUCAUCACUUGAUGUUCAAGACGACGGCGAGGCUCCAGUCGGAGCAGUGGGGGGUGCAGGAGCACGAGCAGCUCAUGAACUACAUCGAGCUGGCAGGCACCUAUGACCAGCUGGCCCUUAGCAGCUGCGCCUUCGCCGAGGCCAUCUUUCGGCGGGCGCAGACCAUCGAGUGGAGCUACCACGAUCGGUUGCGAGAGGCCGACUCGGCCAGCUCCAAGGACAAGAUGAAUCCCGAGGAGUUCUCGGCCUUCAGCGGCUUCAGCAAGGCUGGGGACCUGCUGAUGGUGGCCCCCACGCUCCUCGGGUUCGUGAAGGGCCAUGUCGAGAAGGACGCCGCCAUCAUGAAGAACAUCAGGAAGGCUCGAGAAGAACGAGAGCUCCGCCGCAAGGGUCCCAAGGGGGAUGGCGGCGGAGGGAA